Molecule: messenger RNA, 2684 nt
Organism: Saccostrea echinata
Lineage: Eukaryota; Metazoa; Mollusca; Bivalvia; Ostreida; Ostreidae
Exons: 7
Coding region: 68-2437 (789 amino acids)
Biological process (GO): interstrand cross-link repair; replication-born double-strand break repair via sister chromatid exchange; negative regulation of double-strand break repair via homologous recombination
Cellular component (GO): Fanconi anaemia nuclear complex
Source: RefSeq, a predicted model, not a curated record
UUAUUGUAAUUUUUGCAGAGUAGUGAGAGUAUCAUGUUCAUUCUUCAAUUGAUGAGUGUUUACUCAAAUGGAUCAUUUAUUUACAGUAGACGGGAAACUGUGUCAAUGCUCGAUUGAGAGAUCCACAUCAAACCACAGGUUUUGUUGUCUUAAAGUGAGUCUUUACGGAUUCUGUCAGAAUCGUAAACGGUUUAUGAAAUGCCAAGAUUUAUCUAUUGACAUAAAGCAAGACAUUGUAAAAAUCGUAGACAUUAAGGUUAAACUAGACAUUUUAACGGGGUUUAAUGUGAUACUCUUAUACACUGUUACGAAAAGCAGUACUGGAUUAGUAUUUCAACUUGAAAGGAAAUUUAGAUCAUGUCGUGUAAUUGCUAAAUUCGAUACCUUAUCCACAUCGAGACAAAACAGUGUUUACUUCAUUGAUGGUCCAGGCAUUUUACGAGACAGCUACGAAAACAUAAUUUUCCACAGAGGUUUUAAUAACCAGAAGGAGUCUGUCUUUCUGAAGAAUGCUUCUAUGAAAAGUGUUCUGUGGUCUGGAUAUUGUGAAGAUUUAAGCAGUGUGGUCAUAAUUUCCUACAUCUCAAGGAAUGAUCAAACAGAGCUCUCCACUGUCUUUCUUGAUAGUUUUUCUGAGGAGUGGGAAACAGUAGAUUCCAGCUUGUUAAUUCCUGAGGAGUUUAAAAACUUAGUUACAGCUAAUGUUUUAAAGUUAUCCAGAGUGACUGAUCACGAAAGGACAGCUUAUUUUUCAGAUAUCAUUACAUUAACAACUGAUGGAUUUUUUAUUUAUUUACAACAUGGAAGGAUUCUUUGGGCUUUGCCUACAUCAAUAUCAGACACAGAGUCUACAGUUUUGUUUUCGUGGAGUGCAUACUCUUUAAAUACUCAGUUUGCGGUUAUCCACAAUGAUAAUGUCAUAACAUUUAUCAACACAAAGGAAGGGAAGAUUAUAGAAACAGUGACUGAUGUAAUAGAAGUUUACCAGGAUGAUUUUGUUGAUUGUGGUCAGACCCAGGUUCUCUGCAGAUUCAGUGGAUUUUCACUGACAGAAAACUCAGGUUGGCUUCUUACAGACAAAGGGGCAUGGCUGUUUGAUCAAAGAACUGUUGAGAAAGAGGUUGACCUUGAUGAAAGCCACAGGCCGGCUGUUCUUGCUCUACAGAAAAGACUUCAGAAUGAGCUGAUAGCUUUCCAUAACAAGUCUCACGCUGUCAACAAAGAGAGGUCAAAGUUCAUCACAGACAAUUGGAGAUUACUACUCCAUCUGAAUCAAUGUUCUCAAGCAAAAGGGGCAAUACAGUCAAACAAUAUCCUACAGAUUUCUUCAGAAAAAGUUUGGCAGGUUGCAAAUGACAGCAAAUGGUUGGUGGGAUUAAACCUUGUUAAUAGCUACGAUAGCCCACUCUGUGACCUUUCACUGUCACUUCUACCCAUUCAUCAAGAUGGCUGUCAGUCAGGAAAAGUUUUACACACCAGAAGUGAGUGGCUGGUGGCUGAAUACCCAGAAAACAGAAGUUCAAAGGUCACAAGGAAAAACAUGAGUAAGGUCACCAGAUCCAUGCCAUUACCCUCAGAGCUACAGCCCCUUGAGAGGGGAGUUGUGGUUUGUGAGACAGAUCUUCCUAGUUUUGUCUCCCACUCACAGUUUUCUUGUGAGGUCAUUCUAACCUUGACUUGUGGCUCUGGGAUUGAAGGACACUCAAGUGAUUUAAGACCUUUGUACAUAGUGCAGCAUUCUUGUGGAGUCAUUGCCAUUGAAGCAUAUAGACUAAUUAAAGAAGAAUAUUCUUUGGAAAUGGUAUCAGAGAAAGAUUGUAAAAACAGUGAUAAUUGGUUAGAGAGAACCGUAUCCUUAUUAACACACAUCGAAUGUCAUCUGGAAUUGAGGACAGUGUGGUCCAAUGCUUCACGCUUGGCUGACUGGAUGGAGAAGAUCUGCCAGUUCCACUUCAAUGCUCAUCAGAACUGCUACAAGUCUACAUUAAAUGCAUUCUCUGGAAUGAAGCUGAUAAUUCAUCCUCCAUUGACUCAUGACAAUGCUCAUGUCACAGUCUACUCAAAAUCAGAAAAACAAGUCUUGCUGCUAGUUCGUCAUCUUUACGAUUGUCUGGCGGAUGACGUCGUUAUUUUUUCGCAUCUUAGAGAAGAAGACGACGAAGGACUUCAAAAAGCAAUCGGAGCUAUCAGGAAGGAAAUGGAGUUAAUGAAAUCGCCACAGGAGGCACUCAAAAAGGGAAGCAAAGUUUUCAAUACGGAACUUCCGGAAACCGAUGACGGUGGCGCCAUUCUUGUGAACAACGUUAGGGAAAACUUUCGGAAAAGAAAAGAGGCCACAAAAUGUGCAAAAGAUGAAGACAGAAAAACAGUACAGGAAGACGAUCUGUAUCAAGCACAACAGCAUACGGACGGAGCUAUAUCAAAAUUAUUUAACUAGCAAAUUGUAUUUAUUUUUGGAGAACUCAGCUAUUCAUUUUAAAGAAAAUAUACGUCAUUCUUUUCUUGCAACUUUGAAAGCUUCCGUAUUGUGCAAUUUUAACUUACUUAAUUAUCUGGAAUAAAGUCUGGAUAAUUCAAGACUAUCCUUUGUUAGAGAACGUGUUUUUUUUCUUUUACAGCUUUAAAAGUACUUACAAAAUCUUUGUACUCUUUCAUGUUCACAGUGUCACUUACAUUGAGAAAUG